AUGCCAAUCCACUGGAGAGGCGUGGUAGUGCUGCUCGGUGAUAUCAUCGCAGCAUUCGUCGAGAAUCGUCAGGCUGCUGCUCGGCCUAAUCCACCCAUGAAUCACAAUGUCGAUCCUGAUGCUGACCUGCGCAAUGAGGUAAUUGAUCUGAUUCGGGACCUAGAGCGUCAUCCAGACGUGCAGCAUGAUCCCGAAGCUCCUGAAGACGUGGAUGACAUUCAGGCCAUGGAUAACCUGCAGCUCCUUCAGAUGCGGUUUAUGUUGCUCCAAUUACGUGCCGAGUUGGAUGAGCCUCCGCCAGCCCACCUGAUCAACGGCCCAAAUGGUCGACGCAUAGGCACCCUCCGAGAAUUCGUCGAUCAGCACUACCAAGCUCGCCAGGACGCUAUCGUUCGAGCAGGGAUAGCUCAGGGAGCCCAGAACGCUCAGAACGCUCAAAACCCGCAGAACGGACCUCAAGCUGUCAACCUCAAUAUCAACGGCCAACAUGCCCAGGUUGUUCACGUGGGCAACAUUGGAGUCCAUGACUUGCUCGACAUACAAGCCGCGGUGGACGAAAAUGAGCCUGUCAACUUCAACAUCAACGGUCGCAACAUCCAAGCCCUUCCUAUCGGCCCUAUUCAAGGCAUAGGCCAACAUACUGUCCAAGCCAUCGAACGAGCUUUGCACGAUCAGAACCAACCCGCCGCCAACGCCGAGCCCAACAACAUACCUCAGCUAAUUCAGCACCUCGCCACCGUCGAGCAGCUCCGAGACCAACAGUACCACCAACUUCGCACUGAAGAGUUGGCACGACGGACACGGAACCCCGGCAUCCGCGAGGAGCAGCCGGAACAGCAGCGCUUGAUCGAUAACAACCUUUUUACACUCCGGACCCAGCUGCGGGACGUCCGCGCCCAGCUACACAUCCUUCGUCAAAUCCACGACGGGCCUGUCAAUAUCGAGCAACGUCGGCACGAUGACGUCCUCGCGAUCAUCCGUGGUUACGCUACACAGGCCACGCCUCAACCUGCACCGCCGCGGCAGCCGCCUCCGCUAGUCGCCCCAAAUAACCAGAUCGCCCCAAACAACCACCUUCCGAACGUGUACAGGUUGGAAGCUGUACCACGGCGGCAGCCACAAGCACAUCCGAUGUUCGCCCCACACCAUCACACUCGGAAUGUGCAUACUCUGGUAGGCUUUGAUCCGGACGCGUUGGAGGAUGAGGAUGAUCGGCGGUGUCCGAUCUGUCUAGCUCAGUUUGAGAAUGGGGAUCGGGUUCGCCGUCUCGGCCGCGUCACCAACAGCGAAGUGGUCUGCAUCCUCAACGGCACUCUGUACAUCCUGUACCAAAAUCCGAGAUGGAUCGCGUACCAAGUUCAGCGCUUCUUGGGACUAGGCGACCAUCCGAUGCCCCUCAGAAUGGAGAUCUUCUUCGGUCAUGCUCCGGCAUGUGUCUGGUUGGCGGUUCAGUCAUACCUGUGCUACCUCGCUCUCUUACGAAUCUACCGCAGACACAAACGAGGCUGGCCGGAAGAAAUCGCGUGGCAGGGAAGAUUUGACUUCGCGCUACGCGCGUUCGACAUUCGUAUCGAGCCUGGCGAGUUCACCAGUCGCAUCCGGCAGCAGCCGAAAGCGCCAUUUCACCCAAUGUUCGAAGUCAAGAGGCACAAGGUCGAAGUACGGACUUUCGUCGGAACCCCAGACCCUGAGAAGCAGUCCGAUUUCGAUGACAAGAAGUGUGUGGUCUGCUGGGCAGAUUUGGCGGAAGGUCAGAAGUAUUGGGAGUUGCCCUGUGAUCACAAGCAUCGAUUCCACCAAGACUGCAUUGAGGAGUAUUGGAAGCAGGAGUUUCGGUGCCUCAGAUGUACCAAGGUUCUCGAGUGGCAGCUAGCGGUUAGAGAGUAG
Cyphellophora attinorum is the source of this 1887-nucleotide messenger RNA. RefSeq lists its product as uncharacterized. The record is from RefSeq and is a predicted model, not a curated record. The coding region runs from base 1 to 1887 and encodes 628 amino acids. Lineage: Eukaryota; Fungi; Ascomycota; Eurotiomycetes; Chaetothyriales; Cyphellophoraceae. The transcript has 2 exons.